Messenger RNA from Alligator mississippiensis (American alligator), 1059 nucleotides. It is a transcript of the gene EIF1AD, whose product is annotated as eukaryotic translation initiation factor 1A domain containing. Gene Ontology annotation, molecular function: translation initiation factor activity; RNA binding. The record is from RefSeq and is a predicted model, not a curated record. Lineage: Eukaryota; Metazoa; Chordata; Crocodylia; Alligatoridae. Gene Ontology annotation, biological process: translational initiation. The transcript has 7 exons. Gene Ontology annotation, cellular component: nucleus. The coding region runs from base 211 to 726 and encodes 171 amino acids.
GCCAUGUCCCAGGCCACCAAGCGGAAGCACGUGGUGAAGGAGGCGCUGGAGGAGCUGGUGGUGCCCACAGCCCAGCAGCAGAUCGUGCGGGAUAACCAGCACUUGUAUUAACCCAGCGCCUGGAAGGAGUCACUGUGGGUUAAGGGCUUCCCUGCCUGUCGGCUGGAUGCGCUUAUCCCAGAAUAAAGACGUGGGCAGGGAAGAGUUGGCAUGGGGUCUGAUACUAAGGCUGCUUAUCCUAUGGAAAGGAAGGAGUUACCCCCAUUUAAAUGCUGCCUUCUCCGUCCGCUCUGUCCCAGAGGAGGGAAGGAAUUAACAUGGGUUGUGGGCAGCCCCGGGAACAACCUGCACGAGGUGGAGGCACCAGGGGGCGGGCGCUUCCUGGCCAGCAUGCCCCCCAAGUUCCGCCACAACCUGUGGAUCAAGAGAGGUGACUUCCUGCUGGUCGAUCCCAUCGAGGAGGGCGAGAAGGUGAAGGCCGAGAUCAGCUUCGUGCUCUACAAGGACCACAUGCGCUACCUGCAGCAGGAGGGGCUCUGGCCUGAAGCCUUCUCAGAUGCCCCCAACAGGCGGCCCAGCCCCCAGAGCAGGGUGGGGGAGCCGCCAGCCGCCCAGGAGGAUGAGGACAGCGACAGCGACUUGUUUGUGAACCCCAAUCGGCUCCGUGAUGCAGGCACUGACAGCGAGGAUGAGGACGAGGAUGAGAGUGAGGAAGAGGAGCAGUGACCCCUCCCCACCACUGGGGCUGCUAUGGACUCUGCUGGCAGGUGGGAGCCUCCCUGCCCCAGCACAAAAGAUGUGGCUGCUUCUGGGGUGGGGCAUAUCAUACAGAUAUGGCCACCUCUAGGGUGGGUGUUAGCAGCCAAGUGUAAUAAGCUGCUGCUGCCUCUGGGCUGGGUGUAACACCCACACCGUAACCUUGGGGAUGGGGUGCAAGCAGCUAAGUAGAACAGCAAUGGGACCACCACUGGGGCCUUAAAUCAAUGCAGCUGGUUCUGGGGUUGGGGCUCAUCAGCGGCCAAGCAUAAUGGCCACCUCAAUAAAGACACUGGCAACUGC